CCCGUAUUCAUGGGAAACAUUUGUUGAGCAACAAAGUUGAAUCAACGUGUUGCGGAGUUGCUGUCAACAUGUUGCUGGCAACACUGCGUGUUGCAGAGUUGACAGCAUCAUGUUGACAAGCUCUCGCCCGACAAGCGUAAACAUCAGUUUAGCGACAAUUGUUGACGUGUGUGGACGAGUUUGCAACAGUUUAUAAACAUGGCAGUAGUGUGGAGCAAUGAUAAAAUAAUGCAAUUAAUAGAAUUAUUUCAAUCAAAACCAUUAUUAUGGGAUUGUUCUAUAAAACAAUACAAAGAUAGAAACAAAAAGAACGAUGCAUUCGAAGAAAUUUCUCAAGUCCUAAAUAUACCCAAAAAAGACGUAGAAACUAAAAUACAUGUACUGCGUACUCAAUUUACUAGAGAGAAAAAAAAGAUGUCGGCAAAAAAAACUACAGGCAGCGGCGCAAUAGAAAAAUGUAAAUGGAUUUAUUACGAGCCAUUGGAAUUUUUGUUAUGUGGUGCAACUACUUCUGGUGAAACGGAUACUAUGAAUAAAACAGUAGAUGAAAACAAUGCACUUGAAAGUGGUAUGGAGUCAGAGCCAUCUCAAUCACCAAGGCCGAAUGCUACAACAUCUACAUCUUCGAGGAAAAGAAAUAAGACAGAUGAAUCAAAUGAAAUAUUAGAGGUUUUGAAAAGUGCUAAAAAAAAGAUGGAUGAAAGGGAGAAGAAGGAUCCAUUUGAUAUAUAUGGUGAAUAUAUUGCUGCUGAAUUAAGAAGUGUUAAAGAUGACCAAGCCGUGACACAGGCAAAGUACCAUAUUAAUAAUAUACUGUAUGAAUUAAAAAUGGGACGAUAUAAUACAUAUGGAUAUCAAACGGCAUCUUCUCAUCCAUCAUCAACACCAAAUAAUGUUCAGGAAACUGAAAUAAGGGAAAUUGAGAGACACGAAACAAAUAGACUAGAUGCAUUACGAGACGAAACAGAAGAUUCGGCUAUACUAAACUUAGUUAACUAUCUCAGUGAUGAAUCAACGCAAUAGCAUACACUGUUUUUUUUUUGUGUUUUUUAAUUAAUAAAAUACUUGAUUACACAAAUAGUGUUCUUGUACCUUGACAUAUCCUGCUAGUGAGUUAAUUAGUU
This is a messenger RNA of Pieris napi, 1124 nucleotides long. RefSeq lists its product as uncharacterized. Lineage: Eukaryota; Metazoa; Arthropoda; Insecta; Lepidoptera; Pieridae. The record is from RefSeq and is a predicted model, not a curated record. The transcript has 2 exons. Bases 199 to 1023 code for a protein of 274 amino acids.